AUGGAGGAAGUGAAGGCUGCGGCGUACUACGACGAGCUCACUCGGAAAGGCGAAGGCGCCGCGCGCUUCAAGCAAGGCCUCGGUUUUGCCUCCAAUAAGGAUGGUGCUGCUCCUCCUUCGAGAGGCUCAGCUCUCCCUUCCUCCGCUGCUUCUUUUUUAAGCAAUUUUGUUAAAGCCUCUAGUCCUGCGCAAGCUUCAAAUUUUGAAAAACAAGCUCAGCUUGAAUCAAUUCAAAACAAGCUCAAGAAACCCAAAGAUCAGGCUUUAUCGCCUAGGGUUUCGGUUUCAGAGCGAAGCAGCAGAGAAUCAGGCCAUCAUAGGCAUCGAUCGAGAUCGAGAAGUAGAGAAAGAGAUAGAGAGAAGAAUCAUAGGAAGCGAAGCAGAAGCAGAAGCAGAAGCAGAGAGAGGAAUUAUAGGCGUAGAAGCAGAGAGCGGUAUAGAGAUAGAGAUAGAGAUAGGGAGAGAAGAAGGAACCAGAGAUCGGAGAGAAGCAGCCGAAGUCGGAGUUUAUCACCACGAGAGGGCAGGAGGUCGGAGAAGAAGAUUGAUGAUUUGGAAAGGGAGAGGGCAGGGAAGGAGAAGAAUGGUAGCAUUGAUUAUUCGCGGUUGAUUGACGGUUAUGAGAAAAUGACAGCAGCUGAAAGAGUCAAAGCUAGGAUGAAACUUCAGCUUAAUGAAACUGGCCAAACUGUUGAUUUGCAGAAUUUGUCUACACCUGUUAGGUGGACACCCUGUCAGAAAAUUGGAAAAUCUCCUACCCAACUUCUUCAACAAGCUAAAAAGGAUGAGGGAAUGGGCUCUGGAUGGGAGCGGUUUGUGUUCGACAAGGAUGCCCCACUUGAUGAUGAGGAAGUUGAAGCUGCAGAAGAUGAUGCAGCACUAAUCAAGCACAUCGGCCAGAGUUUUCGUUUCUCUGCAGUGGAGGAAAGAAGGGAAAAGCAAAUCAAAGCUGCUCAUGAUGAGGCCAUGUUUGGUGCACCAUCGCUUUCAGCAUCUGGUACUUCAGACAAUGAGAAAGAGGUGGACAACAAUAGAAAGGAGAGCAAAGACACAGACCAUGCUUCUGGCCUUUUAAGUGAGAAGGCAUCAUCAGUUGCUGCAAGUGACCAUCCAGUGCAAGAAGAAUUCUUGGAGAGAAGUGGUGUAUCUGAUCAAGUUGAUAGAAGACGAAGAAGCGAAAGGCGGGGGUUGGUGGUGAAGACGAAAGGAAAGGGAGGAGGAGGAGCCAAGCCAAAAGCAGCUGCUGCUGAGCAAGGAAGAUCAGAUGAUGAUGCUGAUGAGGAUGAUGAUAGCGACGAGAAUCAAUCUGCAAUGGAGGUUAAUACACCUUCUUCCACUCCAACCGACCAGCCAUUGCAUCUUGCAAGUAUUAAUCCUGAUGACUCUAUUGAUAAGGCGGCAGCAGGAGGAAAAGUGAUUACGGAUAGGAGUAGCCCAGUGCAGCACUUGGGUUUGGAGAAACAAGGUGAGGAUAGUGGGAAUGCGGUUGUACCUGAAUUUAAGAUGUAUGUUUCGAGGAGACCUGGAGUUGUGGUGGAGGAUGAGGAAGAGGGUUUGCAAAACAAGGAACUUGAGACGCUUCGGAAAGAAAAUAGAUAUGAUAAGCAUGAACUGGAUUCUGCAUUAUCGGUUAUUAAGAAGGUGAUGAAAAUGAUGCAGCUGACACCAAUGGACUUUGGAACAAUCUGCAGCAAUCUUGAGAAAGAUGGCAAGUACAUGAAUUGGAACAACUAUUUUAAGUAUAACAACAAAUGUGACUAUAUCUUGGAUCUUAUGAGGCAUCAUCUAGUCAUGGACAUAAUAAAAGUCAUAACCAAAGAAGUCAAAAAGCAUCAUGGAAGGCGCCAUAAACUUGAUCGUUUAUGUGCCAUAUGUGUUAUAAAGCAUCGUAGAAGAGAGCACAAGGAGAAUGCUCGACUUGGUAAAGGCCAGAUUGGAGUCACUGAUAACGAACUUGUUCAAGAGUUCAAGCAAGAGGAAUCUUUGCUUGUCGAAAGUCCUUGCGAUGAGUAUUCGUCUUCAAAUAUGGGUGAAUCGUUUGACCCGGAUGCAUAUGUUGAAGUGGAAGGAAAAGCACAGGAGGGGAAAGUCGAGGUUACAGAGAGGCAGCAGAGUCUUGUGGAGAAGCAGGAGGAAGAAGAGGAAGAUGAAGACAAUGAGAUGGAGAUUCAGAAGCAAGGGAAGGAAGAAAUACCAGAGAGAUCACAGUUUGCUGAUGGAUCUGGGGAGGAGUCUAAUCAACACCCUUGGCCUAAAGAUGCAUUAGUGCUGCAAGAGGAAGAAACUAUGGCAGUUCGGCAAAAUAAGCCCAAGUUACAGGAAUUGCAAGAAAGGCAAGAGAAGGUUAACGUAUUUAAAAACUUCUACAUCGAAAAUCCCUUGCUUCUUAGCCUAUGUGGAACUCUAUUUCCUGAUGAUCAAAGAUCUGUCUGGAAGGGACCUCAUUCACUGGUUCAACAACAGAAUUCUGGUCAUACAAGUUCCAUUCAUGUUGGGUAUUGA
Molecule: messenger RNA, 2502 nt
Organism: Dovyalis caffra
Lineage: Eukaryota; Viridiplantae; Streptophyta; Magnoliopsida; Malpighiales; Salicaceae
Source: the annotation of a GenBank genome assembly